Messenger RNA from Knipowitschia caucasica, 2964 nucleotides. The record is from the annotation of a GenBank genome assembly. NCBI's taxonomy places the organism in Eukaryota, Metazoa, Chordata, Actinopteri, Gobiiformes, Gobiidae.
AUGGUGUGUGGGGUGGUGGGUGGGGUGGGUGGUAGUUGGGUUGUGUUUGGAUGUUGUUGUGUUGGUGGUUGGUGUUAUUGUGUGGUAUUAAGGUGUUGGGGGUGGUUGUUGUUGGUUGGUUGUGGGGGGUUGUUUUGUGUUGUGGGUUUGGUGGGUGUGGGGUGGGGGGGUUGGGGUGGGGGGGUUUUGGUUAUUUGGGUGGGGGGGGGUAUGGGAGGGGUGAUAGGGUUUUUGGGGUGUGUGGGUUGGUGGGUUGGGUGUGGUGGGUGUGGGGGUUUUGGUGUGUGUUUGUUUUGUUUUGGUUGUUGUGGUGGUUGUGAUUGGGUUGUUGUUUGUGGGGUGGGGGUGGGUGGGUGGGUGUGUUGGGUGUGGUGGGGUGGGGGGGGGGGUGGGGUGGGGGGGGGUGGGGGUGGGGGGGGUGGGGGUUUUGGUGGUGGGGGGUGGUUGUUUGGGUGUUUUGGGGGGUGGGGUGGGUUUGUGGGUGGGGGUGUUGGUGGGGUUGGGGGGGUGGGGGGUGUGUUUGGGGGUGGGGGGGUUUGUGGGGUGGUGUGGGGGUGGUUGGUGGGUUUGUUUGGGGGGGGGGGGGGGGGGUUUUUGUGGUUGGGUUUUGGGGGUGUGGUGGUUGGGGUUUUUUUUGUGGGGGGAGUGGGGUGGUGUUUGGUUUUGUUGAGUGGGGGUGGGGGGGUGGUGUGGGGUUUUUUUUUGUUGGGUUGUGUGUUUUGGGUUGGGGUUGGUUGGUGGGGGGGGUGGUAUGGGGGGUUGGUUGUGGUUGGAUGUUUGGGUUGUGGAUUAUUUGUUGUUGUUGUUGGUUUUAAUUUGUUGGUGAUUUUGUGGUGUGUGUGUGGGGUGGGUGAUUGUGGGUUGGGGGGGGUUGUUGUGAUUGGGGUGGUUGGGGUUUUAUUUGUGAGGUUUUUUGUUGGGUUUUGGGGGGGGGGGGUGGGGGGAGGGGUGUUGGGUGUAGGGGGUUGUUUGGUGGGUGGUUGGGGUUGGUGGUGUGGGUUUUUGGGUUGUUUGGGUGGUGGUUAUGGUGUUAGGGGGUUUGGGGGGUUUGGGGUUUUGUUGGUUUUGUUGUGUUAUUUGGGGGUGGGGGGUUGGGGGGUUUUUUUGUUUGGGUGGUUGGGGUUUGUGGGUGUAGGGGUUUGGGGUGGGGUGGGGGAUGUUGUUUGGGGUGGUUGGGUUGUGUGGGUUGUUUUUGGGGGUUGGGGGGUUGUGGGUUUUGGGGGGUUGUGUGGUUUGUGGGUGGGGUUGUGGUAUGGUGUGUGUGGUGGUUUUUGGUUUGGUUGGUUGUGUUGUGGUGGUUUUGGGUUGGUGAGUGUGGUGGGAUUUUGGUUGGUGGGGGUUUUUUUUGUGUGUUGUUGUUGGGUGGUGUGUGUGGUUGGGUGGGGGGUGGGGGGGGUUUGUGGUGGUGUGGUGUGGUGUUGGGGUGGUGGGGGUGUGGUGGGGGGUGUGUGGUAUGGGUGGGGGGGGGUGUGUGGUUGGUGUUUUGUGUGGGGUUUGUGGUGGUUUGGUGGUGGUUUGUUGGUGGGUUUGUGGUGGGGUUGUUGGUGGGUUUGGUGUGGGGGUUUUGGUGGUGUGUUUGUGUGGGUUGGGUGGUGGUUGGUGGUGGGUUUGGUGGUGGGUUUUGUGGUGGGUUUGGUUGGUUGUGGUGGGUUGGUGGUGGGGUUUUGUGGGUGGGGUUGGUGUGGUUUGUGGUGGUUUGGUGGUGGUUUGGUGGUGGGUUGGGGGGGUGUGUUGUUGGGUGGUUUGUGGUGGGGGGGGUGGGGGGGGUGGGGGGGGGUGGUGGGGGGUGGUGGGGUGGGGGUGGGGGGUGGGUGUUUGGGGUGUUGGGGUGGGGGGUGGGGGGGGGUUGGUGGGGGGGUGUGGGGUUGGGUGGGUUGUGGGGGGGGUGGGGUGGUGGUGUGGGGGGUGUGUGGGGGGUGGGGUUGUUGGGGGGUUGUUUUGGUGUUGGGUUGUUUUUUGGGUUUGGGGUGGGGGUUGUGGGUGGGGGGGGGGGGUGGGGGUGGUUUGUGGUUGGGGGGGGGGUGGGUUUUGGGUGUUGUUGUGGGUUGUGGGGUGUUGGUUGGGGGUUGGGUGGGGUUGUGGGGGGGGUGUUGGUGGGAGUGGUGGGGGUGUGGGGGGUGGGGGUUGGUUUUGGGGGGGGGUUUGUGGGGGGGGUUUGGGGGGGGGUUGGGGUGGUUUGGUUGGGGUUUUUGGGGGGAGGGGGGGGGGGGGGGGGUGUUUGGGGGUGGGUGUGUGGGGGGGUUUGGGUUGGGGUGGUUGGGUGGGGGGGUGGGGGGUGGGGUGUGGGGUGGGUGUGGUGGUUGGGGUUGGUGGGUUGUGGGUGGGGGUGGGUUGUGUGGGGUGUGUGUGGGUGUGGGGUUUGGUGGGUGGUUGGGGUGUGUUAGGGUUGGUUAUAAGGGAUGGUGGGGGGGGGGAGAAUUUGGGUUGGUUGGUAUUGAGAGUUUGGUGGUUGUUGUGGGGGGGGGUGUGGUUUUGGGGGGGGGUUGUGGGGAGUGGGUGGGGGGGUUUAGGGGGGUUUGUGUUGUUUGUGUUGUGUGGGUGGAUGUGGUGGGGGUGUUUUUGGUUUGGGUUUUGGGUUUGAAUGGGUUGUUUUGGUGGGAGGGGGGUGGGUUUGGGGGAUGGUUUGUGGUUGUUGGUUGGGUUUGGGGGGGGGAGGGUGGUAGGGGGGGGGUAGGGGUUGAUGUUUGGUGGUAUUUGGGGGGGUGGUGUGUGGUGAGGGUGGUGGUUUUGUGGUUGGGGUUGGGGUGGUUUGUGGGGGUUGGUUGGUUGGUUGUGUUUGUGUGGGGUUUGGGUGUUUGGGGUGUGUUUGUGGUUGGUGUGUGGUGUGUUGGGGGGGGGUGGGGGGGGUUUUGUGGGGGGGGUUGGGUGGUUGUUGGUUGGGUGGGGGUGGUGGGUUUGGUGUUGGGGGGGGAUGUUGGGGUUGUGGGGUUGUUGGGUGGGGGGGUGUGUUGUGGUGUGAUGUAA